Messenger RNA from Aureobasidium musti, 840 nucleotides. Lineage: Eukaryota; Fungi; Ascomycota; Dothideomycetes; Dothideales; Saccotheciaceae. The record is from the annotation of a GenBank genome assembly.
AUGGCUCCAGACCUAAACUCACUCCCACCAUCACCAACCCUACGACGUACACCAGACAACAUGACAAGCACUACCGAACACCACCCGUCACCGCAUUCGCCGUCGCUCUCGUCACUGCAAGCUGCAGCAGCCAUCAAUGCCGGCAUGCGCAACUCCAAUUCUCCACGCGCCACCCAGACCCAACGCAGAAGAUCCAGUCUCAUGACGAAUUUACAUCUCAAUGAUGCCCAAAUGCCCGGUCCUGGCGAGAUUCAAGACCCAACCCAUCAUCACCGUGCCCCCAGCUUGGGUCAGAUGCAUCAAGAGCUGGAGAAUGAGCAAGAACAUCAAGUCAAUAGACUGCUGCACAUGAUCCGCCUACAGCAAGACCAAAUCGAUGAGCUGCACGCUGAUCCUUCCACUACUGCUUCCGCUUCGGACUCCGACACUCGCCCACGCACCCUAUCGAGCUCGAGCAGACAGCAACCACUGCCUCAACGUCCAGUAUCCUUAUCGCGACAUUCAUCUCAGGCCGUCUCUGUAACCAGUGGCCCCAGAAGCAGUAGCAGAUCGCCCGCUCUCCGUCCCGUUGCCUCCCCAUACGACUCUCAGCGUGAAGAUUGGCUGCUCGGCGCAAAUCGCGAUGAGAGCGCUUUCUACCAAGCCGAGACGCAGAUGUUGACCCGAGAGAAUCAGAUGCUCAAGGCCCGAAUCCGUGAACUUGAGCGUCAACUUGCCCACCCUGACUCAUCCCCUACGCACCAUCAACCACCCACACCUCAUAGUCCUGCUGUCAUCUCCCCUUUGACGAGUCCACCUGUCAUCUCUGAGCCUACUCGUCGACUUCACCAAGAGCCGUGA